AUGAUUGAGUUAGCGACUGCUUCUGAAUCUGUUCGUGUCGUUGAUAACAUUCGAGAUGGUUGCCAUCCCUAUCAGAGGAAGAGGUUCCGAUAUCAUCUUUAGCAAUCCAACGAAUCACAGAAUUUAUAAGUACACAAAACGAACUUGUUAAGCUGUAUGACUCUUGACAUUGAACACUUUCAUUCAACAACACAUUUUAAAAGUGAAGUCAUGUCCAUGUUGCAGUAUUUGGAAAAUUUGCUCAUUAUUUGGAAACUGCAUGAAGGAAAGUCUGAAGAAGUUUUCAUCAUGGAGUGCACAUUACUUUACCCACCCACAAAGUUGGUAUCCACUACCAGAAGCUGCAAUCCAGUUGAGUGAUAUGCCACAAUUGAAGCCCCUUACUACUGUUGAGCUUUGCUCGCAAGAGUGUCAACGACUUACAGAUUUCACCAGCGUUUAUGGAAGAGCAGUCAGGCAAACAACGGUACGCCAGGAAACAACCAUGGCAAAAGUGGGAACACUGCCACCCUCUUGCUAUCAAACGAACUUGCCAGUUCAAAAAGUUGUAUUGCAUCAAUAAGAUGCCCCGUACAGCGAUGCAGAAAGCGAAACAACCUUGGCACAACCUGUUGAAUUUGUCAAUGGUAACAAUGAUAAUUCCACUGAUCAUGAAGAUGAGUUUGAUUCCGACGUGAGCGAUGAUGAACUUGAUGAUGAAAUGAGACCUGCAACCAGCUAUAAUGGGCAUAAUGAUGUGCCUCAGUUAGUGCCUGAAGCUCAUUUCUUGAUUGGAACGAGAUCAAGGUUUGGAAGAACGGUACGCUAA
Molecule: messenger RNA, 808 nt
Organism: Paramuricea clavata
Lineage: Eukaryota; Metazoa; Cnidaria; Anthozoa; Malacalcyonacea; Plexauridae
Source: the annotation of a GenBank genome assembly